This is a messenger RNA of Nematolebias whitei (Rio pearlfish), 2590 nucleotides long. It is a transcript of the gene ercc2, whose product is annotated as excision repair cross-complementation group 2. Lineage: Eukaryota; Metazoa; Chordata; Actinopteri; Cyprinodontiformes; Rivulidae. Gene Ontology annotation, biological process: positive regulation of mitotic recombination; transcription by RNA polymerase II; nucleotide-excision repair. The transcript is spliced from 23 exons. Gene Ontology annotation, molecular function: damaged DNA binding; ATP binding; DNA helicase activity. The record is from RefSeq and is a predicted model, not a curated record. Bases 74 to 2356 code for a protein of 760 amino acids. Gene Ontology annotation, cellular component: nucleus.
UUGUUCUCAAUUGGAUUUCUCAUUUUAAAAGUAAAGAAAACAAGGACGAGCGGCUGUUAAACAAUUUGUCAAAAUGAAGCUGAACAUCGAGGGUCUGUUGGUGUAUUUUCCCUAUGAUUACAUCUAUCCUGAGCAGUACUCCUACAUGCUGGAGCUGAAGAGGACUUUAGACGCCAAGGGUCAUGGAGUUCUGGAGAUGCCGUCAGGAACCGGGAAGACCAUCUCGCUGCUGUCCCUCAUCGUCGCCUACCAGAGGGCCUUUCCUUUGGAUGUGACCAAGUUGAUUUACUGCUCCAGAACGGUUCCUGAGAUCGAGAAGGUUGUGGAGGAGCUCAGGAAGCUGAUGGAGUUUUACGCCAAAGAAACCGGAGAGGUGAACAACUUCCUGGCUCUGGCUCUUUCCUCCAGGAAGAAUCUCUGCAUCCACCCUGAGGUGAGCGCUCUGCGUUUUGGCAAGGAGGUUGACGGGAAGUGUCACAGCCUGACGGCUUCGUACAUCCGUGCGCAACGUCACAGUAACCCCAACCAGCCGGUCUGCCGCUUCUACGAGGAGUUUGACUCGGUGGGACGUCAGGUCCCGCUUCCUGCCGGCAUCUACAACCUGGACGACCUGAAGGACUUUGGCCGGAGGAAAGGCUGGUGUCCGUAUUAUCUGGCCCGUUACUCGAUUCUGCACGCCAACAUCGUCGUGUACAGCUACCACUACCUGCUGGACCCAAAGAUCGCUGACCUGGUGUCGAAAGAACUCGCCAAGAAAUCCGUGGUGGUGUUUGACGAGGCUCAUAAUAUCGAUAACGUUUGCAUCGACUCCAUGAGCGUGAACAUAACGAGGCGAACGCUGGACCGCUGCCAGACCAACGUGGAAACGCUCCAGAACACCAUCCACAAGAUUAAGGAGACGGAUGCUGCUAAACUGAGGGAGGAGUACCGGCGGCUGGUGGAGGGGCUGAAGGAGGCCAACGUUGCCAGGGAGACGGACGUCUACCUGUCCAACCCAGUGUUGCCUGACGAAGUCCUGCAGGAGGCGGUUCCUGGUUCGAUCCGAACGGCUGAGCACUUCGUCGGGUUCCUCAGGCGGUUCCUGGAGUAUCUGAAGUCCCGUCUGCGGGUCCAGCACGUGGUGCAGGAGAGCGCCCCGCAGUUUCUCAAAGACAUCUUUGACAAAGUCUGCAUCGACCGCAAACCCCUCAGGUUCUGUGCAGAGAGGCUGCAGUCUUUGCUGAGGACUCUGGAGAUCGCAGACAUCGCAGACUUCUCGGCCGUCACGCUCAUCUCCAACUUCGCCACUCUCGUCAGCACCUACAGCCAAGGUUUUACCAUCAUCAUCGAGCCUUUUGAAGACAGGACUCCGACCAUAGCCAACCCCGUGCUGCACUUCAGCUGCAUGGACCCCUCCAUCGCCAUCAAACCUGUUUUUCAGAGGUUUCAGUCGGUCGUCAUCACCUCCGGGACCCUGUCUCCGUUGGACAUCUAUCCCCGAAUCCUGGACUUCCGUCCCGUCACCAUGGCGUCCUUCACCAUGACGCUGGCUCGGACCUGCCUCUGUCCUCUGAUCGUCGGUCGGGGGAACGAUCAGGUUGCUCUGAGCUCCAAGUUUGAAACCAGAGAGGAUUUUGCUGUGAUUCGCAACUAUGGCAACCUCCUCCUGGAGAUGUCGGCCAUCGUUCCCGAUGGGAUCGUUGCAUUUUUCACCAGCUACGUCUACAUGGAGAACAUCGUGGCGUCUUGGUAUGAACAGGGAAUCCUGGAGAACAUUCAGAGGAACAAACUGAUCUUCAUCGAGACUCAGGAUGCUGCAGAGACGAGCAUGGCUCUGGAGAAGUACCAGGAGGCCUGUGAGAACGGCCGAGGAGCCAUCCUCCUGUCUGUGGCGCGAGGGAAAGUGUCUGAGGGGAUCGAUUUCGUGCAUCAUUUUGGUCGAGCAGUCAUCAUGUUCGGAGUCCCGUAUGUUUACACGCAGAGCCGCAUCCUGAAGGCUCGUCUGGAGUAUCUGCGGGAUCAGUUUCAGAUCAGGGAGAACGACUUCCUGACGUUUGACGCCAUGCGUCACGCCGCUCAGUGCGUGGGCCGAGCCAUCCGAGGGAAAACCGACUACGGCCUGAUGAUUUUUGCCGACAAGCGAUACGUCCGAGCGGACAAACGGGGGAAGCUUCCUCGCUGGAUUCAGGAGCACAUCAGCGACGGCAGUCUGAACCUCACCGUGGACGAGGCGGUCCAGCUGUCCAAGCACUUCCUGCGUCAGAUGGCUCAGCCGUUCAGACAGGAGGACCAGCUGGGUCUGUCUCUGCUGACCCUGCAGCAGCUGGAGUCGGAGGAGAUGCUGCAGAAGAUCACGCAGAUCGCUCAUCAGACCUGAAGGCGGCGCUCAGCUCCAUAAAACAUCUGAAUCUACCGGAGUCCCUGCGUCAUCAACAAAAACCCGGCUUCAGACGAUGUUUUACUCCGUGCGUCAAAAAACUGAAACUCGUUUCGGUAAAGCUGCAGUUUCAAGCUGCUCGACGCGUCCUGCACGGAUCCAUUCUUUAAAGCCGGUUUCAACCGUUUGUAAAGCAGUUUCUGCGUUCCUCUUUACAAACCGUCUAAAUUAUUU